AUGGAGAUCAAGCUAGAAGAGUUCCGUACUACCCUCCAGGCAGCUGUUCGCCAACAGGCCAUCCGAUAUACCGCUUCACACGCCCUGGCUAUCAGAUGGGAAGAAGACAAUACUUCUGCUCAGCAGGACACCGCACACUUCCAGUCAAUGCUGAAGACACUCCAGCUCCCUGCUGCCCAAGAGUUUGUCAUUCCCAGCACCGACCGAACACCCGGGUGGAACAUCGCGGGGGUAUUGAGAGACGUAGUGAGCAAAGCAGAGAAGUCUGCCGGGCGAUCACUCAUCAUGGUGCACUAUGCGGGGCAUGGGAAGCUGGGACCGAAUGGGAAUCUGCUGGCGGUUGAAGGCCCUUCUUCCAAUCGUAGUUUCGAUGCCCAGCGCUGUCUGGUUGACCAGGUCGAUCUUCUGGAUUCAAUGCCCAUUGACAUCUUGUUCAUCUUUGACUGUUGUUAUUCUUUUACAGCAUGUCGGGAACCGGAAUUGGCUGGUAGGAUUGUCGAAAUCAUUGGGGCCAGUGAUAAUGCAUCAUCAUCACCUUUGGCGAAUUCCCCGCCACGAAACACUCUCACGGCCAAGAUUGCAGGCGAGAUCCGCUGUCGACAAAGACAGGGCCAUCAAUAUGUCGAGUUUGCAGAUGUUGUGCAGGCGCUCCGAAGCAGGGAAAAUGCUGUGACAAAGCCGGUUCACAGGUUGAAAAUGGGGACGUCGUCCAUCUGCUUGCCUCUUGGUGGGCUCAACAUCGUUAAUCCAUUGCGUAUCCCGCCCACGCUUCGGGCCGUCUUCAGCGUGGCAAUCACCAAUGAUAUGAACCAGCAGGAGCUUGACCAGUUCACGGCUUUGCUCCGAAGCUUCCCACCAAAUGCCGCCAUUGUACUGGAAGGCGUGUAUCCGACUGGUUCAAUGUGUUUCAUCUUGAGCUCGGCCUACGCUGUUUACUCCAAGCUCUCUGGGAUGCGGGGAUACAAACUGAUCUCUGAAGUAACUGGACACAACCGCUUGAGGCAACCCGAGGCACCUGGGCUUUCUGUUUCCCCCAAGAAAGAGAAUGUGCCGCUCAGCAAGCAGCCUGGUUCCAUUCCAUCUUAUUCUGCUGAAAACUUUAUUGCUGAGGAAAUGGAUUAG
This is a messenger RNA of Aspergillus ochraceoroseus IBT 24754, 1122 nucleotides long. RefSeq lists its product as uncharacterized. The transcript has a single exon. Gene Ontology annotation, biological process: proteolysis. The coding region runs from base 1 to 1122 and encodes 373 amino acids. The record is from RefSeq and is a predicted model, not a curated record. NCBI's taxonomy places the organism in Eukaryota, Fungi, Ascomycota, Eurotiomycetes, Eurotiales, Aspergillaceae. Gene Ontology annotation, molecular function: cysteine-type endopeptidase activity.